AAUUUUUUCCUCUUUUCUCUGUCACACCACCGACUUGAAUCAUCCCAUCUGCUUUUCCUUAUUUGACCUGUGAAAUAAUUUAUGAUCAUGGAUUCAUCCACGAUUCUUCUAGGAUUUUAUAUAAUAAGAUCUGAUUUCUUGAGAUAAAGUUUUCAACUUUGAAAUCGAUUUCUGUAAAACCCUGAAAGAGAUAUGUACAGCAAUUUCAAAGAACAAGCGAUCGAGUACGUGAAGCAAGCUGUUCAAGAGGACAAUGUUGGCAACUACAAUAAAGCUUUCCCUUUAUACAUGAACGCCCUUGAAUACUUUAAGACCCAUCUCAAGUAUGAGAAGAACCCUAAGAUCCGAGAAGCUAUCACCCAUAAAUUCAACGAGUAUCUCCGCCGUGCGGAGGAGCUUCGUGCCGUUUUGGACGAAGGUGGGUCGGGUCCAGGAUCCAACGGUGGUGGUGAUGCUGCUGCAGCUGUGGCCGCGAAGCCGAAAAAAGACGGAGGAGAUGGAGAUGGAGACGACCCGGAGCAAUCAAAGCUUCGAGCUGGGUUAAACUCUGCUAUUGUUAGGGAAAAGCCUAAUGUCAAGUGGACAGAUGUUGCUGGGCUUGAGAGUGCUAAACAAGCGUUGCAGGAAGCUGUGAUUUUGCCUGUCAAGUUCCCACAGUUCUUCACUGGCAAGAGGCAGCCAUGGCGAGCUUUUCUUCUCUAUGGGCCUCCUGGAACGGGUAAAUCCUACUUGGCCAAGGCUGUUGCUACUGAAGCUGACUCUACGUUUUUCAGUGUGUCUUCAUCGGACUUGGUCUCGAAGUGGAUGGGUGAAAGUGAAAAGCUAGUAUCCAACCUUUUUGAGAUGGCCCGUGAGAGUGCUCCGUCGAUCAUUUUUGUUGAUGAGAUAGAUUCUUUGUGUGGUCAACGUGGGGAAGGCGAUGAAAGUGAAGCUUCAAGACGUAUCAAAACAGAGCUUCUUGUGCAGAUGCAGGGUGUCGGACACAAUGAUGAGAAAGUCCUUGUGCUAGCAGCAACAAAUACACCGUAUGCUCUCGAUCAGGCUAUUAGGCGACGUUUUGAUAAACGUAUCUAUAUCCCUCUACCCGAUGUGAAGGCUCGUCAGCACAUGUUCAAAGUGCAUUUGGGAGAUACUCCUCAUAAUUUGAAAGAAGCUGAUUUUGAAUAUUUAGCUCGCAGGACAGAAGGAUUUUCUGGUUCAGAUGUGGCUGUUUGUGUCAAGGAUGUUCUGUUUGAACCAGUUCGAAAAACCCAAGACGCCAUGUUCUUUUUCAAGGCUACUGAUCGUACGUGGAGGCCAUGCGGGCCUAAACAACCUGGUGCCAUUCAGACUACAAUGCAGGAUUUAGCAGCAAAAGGGCUUGCUGAAAAGAUUAUUCCACCGCUUAUCGCGAGAACGGAUUUUGAUAAGGUACUAGCAAGACAGCGACCGACGGUGAGCAAGUCUGACCUUGAGGUCCAUGAGAAUUUCACAAAAGAGUUUGGAGAGGAAGGUUGGCAUUGAUCAAAUUGCUUGGCAUUAUUAGUUGCAGGGAAGAUCUCGAGUUCCCGGUUAUGUAUUUAUGCACUAGGAGGGGAACAUUUCUUUUGAUGCACAUCAUUGAAUUUUAGUUUUCUAAUUGUGUAAAUUAUUUCUGACAUGAUUGUUUCCUGAUGCCAAAGUCAGGAAACAAUCAUCAAUACAUCAUUGCGUAUAUGCAUAAUUUUUUGCCUCUAA
Molecule: messenger RNA, 1716 nt
Organism: Camelina sativa (false flax)
Lineage: Eukaryota; Viridiplantae; Streptophyta; Magnoliopsida; Brassicales; Brassicaceae
Product: protein SUPPRESSOR OF K(+) TRANSPORT GROWTH DEFECT 1
Biological process (GO): endosomal transport; vacuole organization
Molecular function (GO): ATP binding; ATP hydrolysis activity
Source: RefSeq, a predicted model, not a curated record